Gryllus bimaculatus (two-spotted cricket) is the source of this 3154-nucleotide messenger RNA. NCBI's taxonomy places the organism in Eukaryota, Metazoa, Arthropoda, Insecta, Orthoptera, Gryllidae. The record is from the annotation of a GenBank genome assembly.
ACUCCAUGAAGCGUUAGCAUUGCAGAAAACCGGCUCUUGACCGUCGUGCCGAAGAUACAAGUUUUAUGAGACGUUUCUGUUUGAAGAGGGUUGAGGAAAAAUUGUGAGAGCUAUAUCCGCAUUCAUCGGCCUUGUAGCAUCUCACGGUUUGCUAUGGCAGAAGCUGAAGAACUGGGUUUGUCUGCUGAAGAACAUUUGGAAGCUUUAGAUGCCAUAGAAAAUGGACAAGAUGUUGAUGUAGGGGAUGGUGGUGAUGUUGAUGCAUCGGGAGCAGGUAGUGGUGGUGUGGAUGACCCCGAAUUGGAAGCAAUUAAAGCAAGAGUCAGAGAAAUGGAGGAAGAAGCAGAGAAACUAAAGCAGUUACAGUCUGAAGUUGAUAAGCAGAUGAAUUUGGGUAGUCCUCCUGGCAUGACAAGCCCCUUAAACAUGUCACUAGAAGAGAAAAUGGAAGUAGAUAACAGGUCUAUAUAUGUUGGCAAUGUUGAUUAUGGUGCUACAGCAGAAGAAUUAGAACAACAUUUUCAUGGCUGUGGGUCAAUCAAUCGUGUUACUAUUUUAUGUAAUAAAUAUGACGGUCAUCCUAAGGGCUUUGCUUACAUAGAAUUUGCAGAAAGGGAAUCUGUUCAAACUGCAAUGGCAAUGGAUGAAUCAUUAUUUAGAGGGAGGCAGAUUAAGGUGAUGCCAAAACGAACCAACCGCCCUGGUAUGAGCAUGACGAACCGUCCACCAAGAGGGAGAGGAUAUCGUGGCAGUCGAGGAAUCAGAGGCUCAGCUUAUUAUGGCUACAGACCACGAAGAGCACGAGGUUAUCGAGGAAGGGCUGCAUACUACAUGCCGUACUGAAGUAUUUACAAGACUUCAUGAAUUUUAUGAUGUGUCAUUGGAUAUCCUGAUUUGUAGUUUCAAAAGGACAUCAAGGUUUCUGGAAACCUAGAGUCUCUGUAUGUAUUUCUUUCAGUUAAUUCCUGUGGGAAAAGAUUGUUCCACGUGUUAUAGUACUUUCUAAUGAUUUCAUUUGAAUGUCAAAGGAUGUGUGAGAGUGUGAAAGAUAAUGAAAAUGGAAUAGUUUAUAAUGUUCUCCCAAUUUUUUGUUCCUCCCUGAAUUUUAUUAUUUUUAAGGUGUGUAUGUGUCAAGGGAUUGACAGUUCGGGAAAUUGUAAAUUACUAAUAGUAAAGCACUUAUUUGUUUACUGCAAGGUUUGACUGACUUCAAAAUUGUGUUCCUGUACAUUUGAAUAGAUUGACUUUUCUGGAGGCUGUUAGUGUAGAUGGUUAAUCUUGUAGUUCGUACUUGAAUAUUAAGUGCGCAUAAAAAACUGUAAUUCUUUGGAAGGUUGCGUACUGUUUUAAAAUCUCAAAAACUUCUGCAGACAUUUGUCAUGGGUUUGCUAUUGUAUGUAUGUUAUGUACUAUACAAUGGAAGAUUCUGGAAGAGUGAAGAGUACGUUCAUAACAUAAUAUAUAAAUAAAAAUAUAACUGUACCCAAAAAUUAUGACAAAGUGCACUAGUCUGGCUAUUCAUUUUAUGUUAAGCACAAUGCAGCAUGGAGGUAUUGUAAUCACUUGUAAACAGAAAUAAUGCUUUUACUAUAUUGGGUGGUUUAUUGCUCUAAUACUGUACUUAUACCAGACAGAAAAAUACAUUGUGCUCAAUCAUACUUUACUUACUCUUUUACUGUCUUUAAUAUUUAUAUGUUGCUAAUUUUGAUUUUAUUUCUGUGAAACCUUAGCUGAGGAGCAGAUUUUCGAGGAAUGUUUGAUUUCGAAAAUAUUUGUAGUCUUAGUUAUUCUUAUACUAGACAAUACAAAUUUCUGAAGUUUCUUUAAAUUUUGAAAAAUGUGUUAACAUGAUCAAUCAUUCCUGUGAAAUUUUAUGAUCCUCUUCCUCUGAAUUAAAGUGAUAUUUCUGUUAGUUUUACCUAAACAAUGGAUGUAUAGUUGUGUAUACUUAGCAUGAAGAGAGAUUUUAACAUGCAUGCUGUAGCAGUAGACAACCAUGCACCUGAUGAGUGUCUAGUUAUUUAAAUUGUUAAUUUUUUCAAUGCUUUAUUUAUAAAAAACAUGUCUUAUGACCAUUCUCGAAUGAGGAAUUACAGAAUGUAUUUUGGGCAGGUUUGUGAACUUUUUUUUUUUUUUAGAAUUGUAAGGAGUUAAAAUUACGUUCUGAUAUGGUUAAUAUUGGAACAUGAAAGAAGUGGAAUAUUUUGUUUAAGACAAUAAAAUCUUUAAUGAAAAAAAUUCUUACUGCCACCUCAAGGUUUACAGUAAGGCAGCUUUUAGGUGGAAUGAUAUUUGUACAUCUUAAGUUUUUGCAGUGAAUUUGUAAUAAACAAUCAAACUGUAUAAGGUAUUUGCCAGUAUUUAGGUACUAAUAUAAAGUUUUAUAAAAUUUGAGUCAAUCUUUGAAAUUCUACAUUUAAUAUUAAGAUUCACCAAAGCCAAAUCCAGCAUACACUGGCAGCUAAACCAGAGUUUAGGUAUCUUACAUUUUCUAAGAAAGUAGUGUAAAUUAGAGACUAUACAUACUUGAAGCAUUUAUAGUACUAUGGAACAAUUUUGUAAAUAUUGCAGUUUGAUAUUUUGUAUUAAAAUGGUGUAUUUCAUUGGCAUAGUAUUUUGUUACAUAUAAUAGUAAACUCAUGACAAUUGUAUAGGACAGUGAUUUUUCAGUUUAGCGUGUAUGAAGUCAUUAUUGUUAAUUAUUUCUCAUUUCUUAUUUGUUUUUUCUGGUACCAAAGUCCACACACUUCAGAAUUUUAUUACCCUAAACGGUUCUGCUUGGCUUAAAGAAUGUAGCGAAAGAAGCAUUUUUCUUAAUGCACAAUGAAAUGUGCAUGUUAAUAGGUGGUAGUAAUUGUUCCAUGCAAUUUUUGGUGAUAUUUUUUUCCUCUGCUUCAUCUCCAAUUCCUGUUUUUUUCCUUGUAAUUUUAUUUCAUUCCAUUUUGUUUUAUUAGAAACCUAUACCAGUUUCCUUUCAUCCACCUUGCAGUGUGUGUUUUUCAGGAACAACACCAGGAAUCAAGUGCUUUGGAAUGCUUCUAAGAUUUUGAAGAAAAAAUAAUUUAGUUAAAAAAUUACAGGAAAUGAACAGAAAAGGAAAAUGUAAAAGAUGUGUGGUGUAAAGUAUCAAUAAAGAUAUGAAGAGUAAAGUACA